This is a messenger RNA of Brugia malayi, 585 nucleotides long. Its product is annotated as metallo-beta-lactamase superfamily protein. The record is from RefSeq and is a predicted model, not a curated record. NCBI's taxonomy places the organism in Eukaryota, Metazoa, Nematoda, Chromadorea, Rhabditida, Onchocercidae. Bases 1 to 585 code for a protein of 194 amino acids. The transcript is spliced from 4 exons.
AUGGAGAAAUAUCCUAAAGUUUAUGUAUUGCUGGAUGGUUACUGUAAACAGGUAAGAAGGAACGAUUGUUCAGAAGCGUCCGGUACUGUAGCACUAAUUUUAACCGAAAAAAGGAAAAUUUUGGUGGAUUGUGGUGAUCCAUGGAAUGGUACACAAAUUAUCCAAGCACUUUCAAAAUAUUCGUUAAAUUGUGAUGAUAUUACCGAUCUGAUAAUAACUCAUGGACACAGUGAUCACUGCGGUAAUUUAUCACUCUUCCAGCAAGCUAAAAUUUAUAUGGGUGAUGAUAUGGCCAAAGAUGGUAUUUAUGAAGUUUGUACGGGUAUUUGGACAUUAGAUGAUUUUGUGAAGAUAAGACCAACUCCUGGGCAUACUGAUCGUAGUAUUAUAGUGUUAGAUACCGAAUAUGGAACAGUUGCUAUUGUAGGUGAUAUUUUUGAAGAAGAAAAUGAUGAUGAUAGCUGGAAAGAAAAUAGUAAAUAUCCGGAAGAGCAGCAGAAAAGCCGUAAAAUAAUAUUAAAAGAAGCAGAUUGGAUUAUUCCUGGACAUGGUAAAAUGUUCAAAAAUAAACUGAAGAACAUAUAA